Osmia bicornis bicornis is the source of this 658-nucleotide messenger RNA. RefSeq names its product V-type proton ATPase subunit e 2-like. Gene Ontology annotation, cellular component: proton-transporting V-type ATPase, V0 domain; plasma membrane proton-transporting V-type ATPase complex. Gene Ontology annotation, biological process: proton transmembrane transport. Bases 94 to 348 code for a protein of 84 amino acids. Gene Ontology annotation, molecular function: proton-transporting ATPase activity, rotational mechanism. The record is from RefSeq and is a predicted model, not a curated record. The transcript has 4 exons. NCBI's taxonomy places the organism in Eukaryota, Metazoa, Arthropoda, Insecta, Hymenoptera, Megachilidae.
AUCGAGAUAUUCACGUGAUCCGCGAUUGUAUUAGUUUUGGUGGGUUCAGCCUACUUGUAAAACACACGAAAAAGUUCAUUUAUUUAAAGAAAAAUGGGAGCGUCGGUAUUACCAAUAUUAUUUUUCACGAUACUUUGGGGAAUCGUUGGAAUCGUUUUACCCAUUUUCGUUCCAAAAAGUGCUAAUCGUGGAAUUCUUCAGGUUAUGCUGAUGUUGACAGCUUUUACAUGUUGGUUAUUCUGGUUAUGUUGCUAUCUGGCACAAAUGAACCCACUAAUUGGACCAAAAUUAUCCAAUACUACAAUUCUUAUGAUGGCUCGAGAAUGGAGUCACGUUCAAAUAGAAUAGGAGGAAGAGUGAUUGUUGAAGGAAAUAAUGUUAUAAAUAUAUUCCAAACAUCUUGAGAAAAUUGCUGUAUUAUAGCGAACAUCCAAUACUUGGGUAUUUACGUAUAUGAAAAUACAGAUGUUCAAAGAUUUAUUUUCAACUAUCAGUAUCUUGACAUAGCAAAAAUCAUUUGCUCGUCAAUUGUAUAUUUUAAUCAAAUGUAAAAUAUUACUUUGUUCUGAUACCAAAACAGGAAGAGUAUGUAUAAUUAUGAUACACUGUAACAGUGGUAACUAUAUAAUAAUAAAAAUAAAAAUAAUGAUUAGUUAAA